This is a messenger RNA of Coffea eugenioides, 1745 nucleotides long. RefSeq names its product UDP-glycosyltransferase 73C4-like. Lineage: Eukaryota; Viridiplantae; Streptophyta; Magnoliopsida; Gentianales; Rubiaceae. The coding region runs from base 148 to 1632 and encodes 494 amino acids. Gene Ontology annotation, molecular function: UDP-glycosyltransferase activity. The transcript has 2 exons. The record is from RefSeq and is a predicted model, not a curated record.
CAUCAGCAGCCAAUGACGGAUGCUCCACGAUGAAUUGAUCAUGUCCAGAAGAUUUUAGCUACAGUAUCUAUAUAUAAACCCGUAAAGUUUAGGCCUUGAGGCAAACCAGUCUCCUCCUGAGUUUCAGCUCUCAAACUAGUUGCUGCUAUGGCCUUUCAAGUGCAGCCUCCACAUUUCAUAUUGAUUCCUUUCAUGGCCCAAGGUCACUUGCUCCCUGUGAUAGAUAUUGCCAGAUUGUUGGCAAGGCGUGGAGUUAUCAUAACCAUUUUCACUACACCUGUAAAUGCCAAGAGAUUUGAAUCAAUAGUUGCACGAGAAGUAGAUGCCGGACUGCAAAUCCGCGUCAUCAAACUUGAUUUUCCAUCCGCAGAAGCAGGGCUACCAGACGGAUGCGAGUGUUUUGAUAUGCUCCCUUCCAUAGAGUCCGGUAUCAAUUUCUUUGCGGCUGCCAGAAUGCUACGACCAUCAGUUGAACAAUGGCUUAGUGAGCUGAAACCGUCCCCGAGUUGCAUACUUUCUGAUAUGUGCCAUCCAUGGACAAGUCAAGUUGCACGGAAGUUUCAGGUUCCAAGGCUUGUUUUCCAUGGGUUUUGCUGCUUCUCCCUCCUCUGCUCGCACAAUUUGACAAAUUCCGAGGAUCUUGACAACGUAACUUCUGAUGCAGAGUACUUCACGGUGCCUGAUUUGCCUGACCACAUCGAACUGACCAAAGCUCAGGUUGUAGGCCUUGUCAAACCAAUCAUCCCAGAAUGGGCAGAAAUUCAGGAACAAAUAAGAGAAACAGAAAAGGAAGCAUAUGGAGUUGUGGUCAAUACCUUUGAAGAGUUGGAGCUUGAUUAUGUUAGACAGUAUAAAAAGGCGAAAGGUAAAGGUGUCUGGUGCAUUGGCCCUGUUUCCCUGUGCAACAAAGAGAAUUUGGAUAAAGCUGAAAGAGGAAACAAGGCUUCCAUUAAUGAACACCAGUGCAUGAAAUGGCUAGACACAUGGGAGCCAGAGUCCGUAAUCUAUGCCUGUUUGGGAAGCAUUACCCGGUUGGCAACUUCACAAUUGAUUGAACUUGGACUAGGCCUAGAAUCAUCAGGUCGACCUUUUGUCUGGGUCACUAGAGACGCAUCCGAUGAAUUUCGGAAAUGGCUUGUUGAAGAAAAGUUUGAAGAAAGGACCGAGGGCAGAGGGCUUUUAAUCCAUGGUUGGGCGCCACAAGUUCUCAUCCUGUCUCACCCAUCAAUCGGAGGGUUCUUAACACAUUGCGGGUGGAACUCAACUAUAGAAGGGAUAAGCUCAGGUGCGCCAAUGAUCACAUGGCGACUGUUCGCUGAGCAGUUCGUCAAUGAGAAGCUAGUAUUAUAUGUACUGAAAACUGGAGUCAAGGCUGGAGUGGAGUCUCCUGUUUACAUAGGACAUGAAGAAGACGUGGGAGUGCAGGUGACAAGAGAUAACACAAAGACUGCUAUUGAAGCGUUGAUGGAUCAAGGGGAGGAAGGGCAGAUGAGAAGAAAGCGAGCCGCAGAACUGAAAAAGAUGGCAAGGAAGGCAGCAGAUGAAGGUGGUUCCUCACACCUCAACAUUGAACAGCUAAUCAAAGACAUCAUGGAGAAAGUUCACACUAAGAGCAUUACAGAUGAUUCUUAGAAUUACGUAUUUAACAUGCAUGUAAUCGUGGUUUUUUCUCCUUAUACCAUCAAGAGCAUAUCUUAUGAGCUGUCUUUUUAGUUGAUCCUUUUUUUUCAAUAUAUAUAAAUGUU